UGUCCGUAAAGACAAAUACUCUUUAAUACCUUACAUUAUAUAUAUAGAAGCUUUUGUGUGUAUUUUUUCAAGAGCACAAACACGUUCAAAAUAUUGAAUACUGAGAGAGACUCAUAACAGAAAGAGAAGAGAGAUGAACAACCGGCACAAACAGAUUGAAUCCGGUUCUGGCUCCGGAGAUAACCGCCGGAUGUACGACUGUGACAUCUGCAUGAGAGGCUUCACGAGUCCUCAAGCCCUCGGUGGUCACAGAAACAUCCACCGUAAGGAACGUGAAAGAAACCUCUCCUCGUCCUCUUCAUCUUCUCACUCAUUUCCAUUUUCUAUGCCAUCAUCCCGAAACUACACAAACCCUAAUUACAGCAACCCACCUCCAUAUUUUCCAACAAAUGAGUCAUACCAUCAUCAAACUUUUCAGCCACCAAUUAACCCUAGCUACAACGCACAACGCUUUGGAACAACACCAUCAUCCGGAGGAGGAAACUAUGCUCAAGGGGAGUUUCUUGGUCUCGAUUUGAGCUUACGGCUCGGAUCCGUCAACGUCGGUAACGACUCUCACCGGAGCCUACCGGAUGCUGAAGAUUCUAAGCCUGAUCAAGAUGAUGAUCUUGAUCUUGAUCUUCGACUUGGAGGUCAUCAACAUCACUAAGUAUCUACGGUUUCUCUGACCUUUAAUUCACGUAACUAAAUACAGUUUAUAUUGCGCUGAAGUUGAUCGCCUUAUAAUGCAUGCAUGAUGUUUAUAAUUGUGUUUUAAUGUAUAGUUAAUGUGUUGAUCUGUGGAUAAAGUGUGUUUGAGUGAUGUUUUUUUUAUCAUUUAACGUUGUUUGAAGCUUAGUUUGUAUUCAAGACUAUAUUACUUCUUGGAUAACUUUAUAUGAUUUGUAGAUCUAUAGAUCAAAUAGGUUUGAGCAGUGUUUAUGAAGUAUGGGUUUGUAUAAUUCAAGAUUAUUAUUCUCUUGAAUAAUAUAAAGCAUAUAUAGGUUUGUGUAACGUUCUUAUUUUGUUAUCCUAUAUGAAUUAUGUUUGUAUAGUGUAAGACUAUUAUUCUUAUCAAAUGUUCAAACAAAAAAAAAGACUAUUAUUCUCUUGAUCAACUGUUAUAACUUGAAAAUGUUGUUAUUAUUUAAAGCUAUACCGUAUAUAUGAAGUUUGGGUUUAUAUAAUUCAAUACAUUAAUAUCUUGGAAAGUAAAUAUAUAUAUUGAUGAUUACAAAUUUUCUUUGACUACAAAUUUCUCUAAGAGAAACUAGUGUGAAUGUAUCCGAAUUGCAAUGGAAUAAACAUUAGAUGCGUUUUAAUCAUCGGUUGGUGAUGGUAAUAAAUUAUACCAUUAGGAAAGAAAUUCAAAUAUAGAAA
Brassica napus (rape) is the source of this 1359-nucleotide messenger RNA. Its product is annotated as transcriptional regulator SUPERMAN. NCBI's taxonomy places the organism in Eukaryota, Viridiplantae, Streptophyta, Magnoliopsida, Brassicales, Brassicaceae. The record is from RefSeq and is a predicted model, not a curated record. Bases 134 to 649 code for a protein of 171 amino acids. The transcript has a single exon.